CCUUCCCUCCAUCCAACCAUUAAGGGCUGCGUUCGAAAACGCCCCUUGCCCCCACCCGUGUGUGGUGACCAAGGGAUAUGGUGGUGGGGAUAGUGGAACACUCGAGGAAUUGUCGGUUUUCGAACGGUUUGAUAGUUUCCAAGGGGUUAUGGCGAUAAUUGAUAGUAUUGAAUUACGUCGAAAUCGCUUAAUUUCACUGGUUAUAACGACCAGCGACAAUUUUUUGGAAAGUAGUCUAAAUAUAACAAAUGAUAGUGAUCCAGACGAGGAAAUUAAUACUAUAUUGUUGGCAAAAUAUCAGCAAAGAUUACGCGGUGUACGACGGAAACCGUUGCGCAUUAUAGGUUAUGUGGAGAGAACAGUUCCGUCACUAACAGCGAAGCAAUUUCGCGAACAUUUUCGCAUGACGCCUGCUGCAUAUGAAACUUUAGAAAUGAAAUUAAGUGCCUCACUAAGUAAGACAAGUCAUUCGGGUAAACCUACCAUUCCUGUUCGCAAGCAAUUGCUAUCUACAUUGUGGAUUCUCGCUACUCCUGAUUCUUACAGGUCUGUAGGAGAGCGAUUUGACAUGGGAAAAUCAUCUGUAAGUGAUUCCUUUAUGAGAGUUGUGAAAGCCCUCAAUGAUAUUGCUGGAGAUGUCAUUGUCUGGCCCCAAGGAGACCGGCGUGCUGCUGUUUAUGAGAAUUUCCAGCGCAUCGGAAGACUCCCUCAUGUAAUAGGAGCUAUAGAUGGAACAAAUAUACCAAUCAAAGCUCCAAAGGUGGAUGCACGCUUCUACAUAAGUAAAGAUAAGGAAUAUGCAAUAACUUUGCAAGCAGUGUGCGAUGCAGAACUUCGAUUUUUAGAUUGCUUUGCUGGAUUUGCUGGGUCAGUGGGAGAUAGACGUGUUUUUCGAAAUUCAGAUCUAUGGAAGGAAGUUAUGAGAAAUAGAGCAUCUUAUUUUAUGGAUCAGGAUUACAUCAUAGGAGACAAGGCCUAUCCAUAUCUGUCAUGGUUAAUACCACCAUUCAUUAAUUUAGGCCAACUCACAGAAAAUCAAAAAAAAUUUAACACAGCACUUUCCAGUAUGAGGCAAGUUAUUGAAAGAGCAUUUGCUUUGUUGAAAGGCAGAUGGAGACGACUGAAAUUUCUGGAUAUGAACCGUGAUGACGUGAUUCCUUUUGUCAUCUUGGCAAGCUGUGUACUACAUAAUAUUUGUCUUGAUAAUGGAUUGGAAGAUUAUGAAGAUUUCAUUGAUGAAGGUCCUGAGAACAACAAUGACGAAGAUGAUGUCCAUUUGCUUAGGAACCCAGUAAACUUUCAAAAUGAUCCUGAGGGUGUUCUAAAACGACAAUACCUUGUCACUUUACUUCGCUGAUGAAAAAAUUAUGUUCAUAAAAUUAUCAUUAAACAGAAUAAUUUUUGUGAUUUCACUAACUUCCUUCCAUGGAUCUGAAUUUCCAAAAAUACGUCUAUCUCCCACUGAUCCAGUAAAGUAAUAUACUAUAUAAACUGGUAUUCUAAGAUCUUGUACUCAAGAUCGUCUUGAAUUAAUCUAAAAAUACUGUAUCGAACAUUUCAUUGGCUACGAAAUAUCUAUAAAUCU
Molecule: messenger RNA, 1585 nt
Organism: Vollenhovia emeryi
Lineage: Eukaryota; Metazoa; Arthropoda; Insecta; Hymenoptera; Formicidae
Product: putative nuclease HARBI1
Exons: 4
Coding region: 149-1357 (402 amino acids)
Source: RefSeq, a predicted model, not a curated record